GACCAGGACUGCAGGGCAGGAUGGGGAACAGCGCGCUGAAGUCCCACCUGGAGACGUCCCAGAAGACGGGCGUCUUUCAGCUGACGGGGAAAGGGCUGCCGGAGUUCCCGGAGGAGCUUCAGACACUCACUGCCAACCUGAGGACUGUAGAUCUGUCCGGAAAUAAGAUCGAGGUUCUUCCUGCCUUCAUUGGAAACUUCCUGCAGCUCAAGAGUCUGACGCUGAACUCCAACCGGCUGACCAUCCUCCCCGAUGAGAUCGGGAAGCUAAAGAAGCUGGAGACCCUGAGUCUGAAUGGGAACCAGAUCCAGCAGCUGCCCCCCACUCUGGGCCAGCUCAAAUCUCUGCGCACCCUCAAUCUGUCCAGGAACCACUUCUCCAAGUUCCCCUCAGGACUGGGAACCCUGAGACAGCUGGACCUGCUAGACCUGUCCCAAAACCAGAUUCGCAACGUUCCUGCAGAGGUGUCUGAGCUGCAGGCCAUUGAGAUCAACCUUAACCAGAACCAGAUCUCGGGGCUGUCUGCGGAGAUCUCCCGCUGUCCCCGUCUGAAGGUUCUUCGUUUGGAGGAAAACUGUCUGGAACUGUCCUCCAUCCCUGAGUCCAUCCUCAAUGAGUCCCAGGUGUCUCUAUUCUCCGUGGAGGGGAACCUGUUUGAGGUGAAGAAUCUGCGAGACCUGGAGGGAUACAAUAAGUACAUGGAGCGUUUCACAGCCACCAAGAAGAAGUUUGCCUGAAGAACGUCCGAUGAGGAUCAGAGCCGGUCCAGGUCUCUGUCCCACCGAUCCCUGCACAUCCCACAGCUGCUUAUUCCUCGGGAGCUAACCCUGGACCUCCUGCAGUGGGGCAUCCUUCAGAGCACCCCGCAAAGACCUGAGCCCGCUUCCAGACCGUUCCUGAUGGAGAUAAAACACAGAAGACGUCUCGCUUCAUUCAUGAUGGUCGGCAACCUGAAUCGGCGGAUCCGGUUGUUUGUGUAGAAUUUGAAGGAAUCUGAUCCAGUUUAACAAACGGACAUUUCCAUGGAAAUCAAACCCUCUGUUAUUCUGUACUGCUGCAGAACCUCACACAGCCGGUCCAGAAAGGAGAGACUCCUCCGGAGCUUCUGCGUCUAUUAAGUCACUUUGCUAACAGCUAGCUUAGCUUAAACCUGCAUGCACUGCGGCUGGUUGUCAAUUUCAACCUG
This is a messenger RNA of Nematolebias whitei (Rio pearlfish), 1186 nucleotides long. RefSeq names its product leucine rich repeat containing 57 (gene lrrc57). Bases 21 to 737 code for a protein of 238 amino acids. The record is from RefSeq and is a predicted model, not a curated record. Gene Ontology annotation, molecular function: protein binding. Lineage: Eukaryota; Metazoa; Chordata; Actinopteri; Cyprinodontiformes; Rivulidae. The transcript is spliced from 5 exons.